CUCCGUGACACGCGCCAAGCCCGGAAGAGGCGCGGGCUGGGAACGGAGCUCAGCUUCAGGCUGUCGGUCCUCAUGGCGUUGUGGCGCGGCUCUGCGUACGCAUGUUUCCUGGCGCUGGCCGUGGGCUGCGUCUUCUUGCUGGAGCCGGAGCUGCCGGGCUCGGCGCUACGCUCUCUGUGGAGCUCGCUGCGGCUGGGGCCCGCGCCCGCGCUCCAGGGACCCACCUCCCCUGAGGGUCGGCUGGCGGCCGCCUGGGACGCACUCAUCGUGCGGCCGGCCCGGCGCUGGCGCCGUGUGGCCGUGGGAGUCAACGCCUGUGUGGAUGUGGUACUCUCAGGAGUGAAGCUCUUGCAGGCACUGGGCCUGAGUCCUGGGAAUGGGAAGGAUCAUGCCAUCCUGCACUCAAGGAAUGAUCUCAAGGAAGCCUUCAUUCACUUCAUGGAGAAAGGAGCAGCUGCUGAGCGCUUCUUCAGUGAUAAGGAAGUUUUUCACGACAUUGCCCAGAUUGCAUCAGAGUUCCCAAAAGCCCAGCACUAUGUAGGAGGAAAUGCAGCUUUAAUUGGACAGAAAUUUGCAACCAACUCAGAUUUAAAGGUUCUUCUCUGUGGUCCAGUUGGUCCAAAGCUGCAUGAACUUCUUGAUGAUAAUGUAUUUGUUCCGCCAGAAUCAUUGCAGGAAGUGGAUGAGUUCCACCUCAUUUUGGAGUACCAAGCAGGGGAGGAGUGGGGCCAGUUAAAAGCUCCAAAUGCCAACCGAUUCAUCUUCUCUCACGACCUCUCCAACGGGGCCAUGAAAAUGCUGGAGGUGUUUGUGUCUAGCCUGGAGGAGUUUCAGCCCGACCUGGUGGUCCUCUCUGGAUUGCACAUGAUGGAGGGACAGAGCAAGGAGCUUCAGAGGAGGAGACUCUUGGAGGUUGUCACCUCCAUUUCUGAUAUCCCCACGGGUGUUCCCGUGCACCUUGAGCUUGCCAGUAUGACCAACAGGGAGCUCAUGAACAACAUUGUGCACCAGGUCUUUCCUGUGGUGACCUCCCUGGGGCUGAAUGAACAGGAGCUGUUGUUUCUCAGCCAGUCGGCAUCUGGACCUCACUCAUCUCUCUCGUCCUGGAAUGGGGUUCCUGAUGUGGGCAUGGUCAGUGACAUCCUCUUUUGGAUCUUGAAAGAGCAUGGAAGAAGCGAGAACAGAGCCUCAGACCUCACCAGGAUCCACUUCCACACGCUGGUCUACCAUAUCCUGGUAACCGUGGACGGACACUGGGCCAACCAGCUGGCAGCUGUGGCUGCUGGGGCCCGCGUGGCUGGGACACAGGCCUGCGCCACAGAAACCAUAGAUGCCGGCCGAGUGUCUCUGCAGGCACCCCAUGAGUUCACCACGUCCCACUCAGAGGCGGGCUCCAGGAUCGUAUUAAACCCGAACAAGCCAGUAGUAGAGUGGCACAGAGAGGGGGUAUCCUUCCACUUCACACCAGUCUUGGUUUGCCAAGACCCUGUUAGAACUGUGGGCCUUGGAGAUGCCAUUUCAGCUGAAGGACUCUUCUACUCUGAAGUUCACCCUCACUAA
Chrysochloris asiatica (Cape golden mole) is the source of this 1560-nucleotide messenger RNA. RefSeq names its product ADP-dependent glucokinase (gene ADPGK). The transcript has 7 exons. Gene Ontology annotation, molecular function: ADP-specific glucokinase activity. Gene Ontology annotation, cellular component: endoplasmic reticulum. The record is from RefSeq and is a predicted model, not a curated record. NCBI's taxonomy places the organism in Eukaryota, Metazoa, Chordata, Mammalia, Afrosoricida, Chrysochloridae. The coding region runs from base 73 to 1560 and encodes 495 amino acids. Gene Ontology annotation, biological process: glucose metabolic process.